AAUAUUAACAAGCUUUUGUUUGUGUUAGCCAAGAUGUUGGCAUCAAUCGCUGGUAUAGGUCUUUCCAAACUCUAUCUCUCUCUCUAACGGAAAUACUUCACUUCUCAUCCUCCUCCUCCAAUAUAUUCUGUUGUAAUUUAUCUACUUCUUCUUCCCUUUUCUCCUUGUUUUGUUUACCUAAUUCAGUUGUUCCAAACUUGAUAUAACCCAACAAGCCCUGCCUAGCUCUCUCCAAUUAUAUAGAUCCUCCCUCCCUUGAUUCUUCCUCUCUCUCUCUCUAGAUCUGUAUGUAUGUCUUUUAGGGUUUGUGGUUCAUUAAGCAACUGAUCUUAAUUAUUUUUUCGUAUGCUUUUAUGAUCAAGACCAGUCUUAGUUAGCUACAUAUACACCGUUUGUCAUCUUAAACCAUCUCUUUUAUCUAUAGUCUCUGUUCAUCUUUUUAUCUUAUCAUUUCAAGAGAGAGAUGUGUACUAGAGGUCACUGGAGGCCGGCAGAAGAUGAGAAACUUAGGGAACUCGUAGAACGGUAUGGUCCUCACAACUGGAACGCCAUCGCCGAAAAGCUACAAGGACGAUCAGGGAAAAGCUGCAGACUGAGAUGGUUUAAUCAGUUGGAUCCUACAAUUAAUCGAACUCCUUUUACGGAUGAGGAAGAAGAACGCCUUUUACAAUCUCAUAGGAUUCAUGGCAAUAGAUGGGCAGUUAUAGCUAGGCUAUUCCCAGGGCGUACUGACAACGCAGUAAAGAAUCAUUGGCAUGUGAUAAUGGCAAGACGGUGCAGAGAGAGAUCAAGGUUCUAUGCAAAAAGAGCUGCUCAAAACUUGAUCAACGAAAGGAACAAAUACACAAUUAGACAGACUAGAAUUAAUCCAAUGAUUAUAAUGAACAGCGAAUCAAGAAACCUGACUUCCUUAGAAGAGUACUACAGAAGACAUCAAAAUCAGAUGAUGAUGUUGCAUAAUACCACUUCUCGUAAUCAAAGUUUAAAACAUCUAUAUUAUCAAACUCCGACCGAUCCUAGGUCCAAAGCCCUAGAAGAUAAUAGUAACCAGAUUGAGUUUUACGAUUUUCUUUGCGUAAAUACUGAUUCAAAUCGCAGUGAAGUGAUAAAUAAUACUGCAAAAAACUAUAGAGACGAGGAAGAGGUGGAACAAGAAGUGAGAGACCAAGCAGCAACCUGCAGCGAAGUGGCCGGCGUGGUUGGCAAUUAUGAAUCCAAACAUAACUACACAAUAUAUUUCUACCGGUCUAAUGGCUAGGGGCUUAUGUCAGAUGUGAUGGUCGGGAAUUCUUCCAUACAUUUUUGUAUGGAAAAACAACUGCAAUUAUCAUUUUUGUAUGGAAGAAACAAGAAACCGAAGGAAUCUUUCCAGGAUGGUUGGCACUUUCCUCUGACUUGCUUUUCGGAUGAAUGCUAGGUUAUUACUUUCUGAAAAGUAAGAUCUUAUAUCAUCAAAGCCGUGGAAUUUUAUUAGGAGAAUAUAUCUUUCUAUAGUUAGGAAUUUGAUAUCUAUGUAAACAGAGUUAUUCUAGGAAAAUAAUUCCUUGAGAGUCAAGGCAAUGCCGACUAUUGUAACCUAUAUAAAUAGUUGAGAUUAAUGAGAAAAGGACAUACGAUCCUAUUAAGAAAUCAA
Messenger RNA from Papaver somniferum (opium poppy), 1633 nucleotides. Its product is annotated as transcription factor MYB52-like. Gene Ontology annotation, molecular function: RNA polymerase II cis-regulatory region sequence-specific DNA binding; DNA-binding transcription factor activity, RNA polymerase II-specific. Lineage: Eukaryota; Viridiplantae; Streptophyta; Magnoliopsida; Ranunculales; Papaveraceae. The record is from RefSeq and is a predicted model, not a curated record. The transcript has 4 exons. The coding region runs from base 464 to 1258 and encodes 264 amino acids. Gene Ontology annotation, cellular component: nucleus. Gene Ontology annotation, biological process: regulation of DNA-templated transcription.